GCGGGGCCGGAACGCAGCAGGGCUGGGAAUGGAGCGGGGCCGGGGAGCAGCGGGGCCGGCGGGGGAAGCUGCGGAGCGGAUCGGGGAGAAGCGGAUCCGAGAGCAGCGGAUGGGGGAGCAGCGGAUGGGGGAGCAGCGGAUCGGAGAGCAGAGCAUGGGGGAGCAGAGGAUGGGGGAGCAGCGGAUCGGAGAGCAGAGGAUCGGGGAGCAGAGCCUGGGGGAGCAGCGGAUCGGAGAGCAGAGGAUCGGGGAGCAGCGGAUCGGGGCGCUGCCGCCGGCGGAGGCGGCGGUCGCGGGCACAGCGACAGCCCCGCAGCGGCCGCCCCUGUGCCCAUCGCCGGGCCAUCACCCUUCCUGUGUGAAAUCUGGGCUGCUCGGUGCCCUUGUGCCACCCUCGCUCCAGGAACGGCUGGAAACAGCAGCCAGCCCUGGGCACGGCGCUGGGGAUCUCCGCGGUGCCCAUCCUCGGUGCCAUCCUCGGUGCCCAUCCGCGGUGCCCGCGCAGCCACACAGGAUAUUCUGCAUUUCUGCACAUGAAGGGGGUCGGGCGCGGGGAGGGCUGCCCGGGGAGCUGGCGGAGUCUCCGUGCCCGGAGGUGUUCAGGGAAUGCACUCGGUGCCGUGCUCCGGUGGACGUGGUGGUGGUGUGUCACUCGGCGAUCUCAGAGGGCUUUUCCAACCUAACCGAUCCUGUGAUUUGUUUCAGCCGCUCCUGGGAAUGGCUGUUUGCUUUUUAAAGACUCAUUUGUUUACUGAAAUAAACCUGGGAAGUACAACUCUGUUCAUUUCAGUCCUCAUUCCAAAAGCAGCCCUUUGGACAAAUCUGCCCCGGUGGUGCCCCUUUGAGGGAGAAGUGGGCUGGAGGAAUGAGAGGAGCAGCAGGGAAGCUGGAGGAAACCAGACGUGACAAGUGCUGAAGCAGAACUUCUCAGCUUUGUGGUGGCUUCUCGCCAGAUGAGAUCACAGCUCCUGUGGAAUCCUGUCUGCUUUUAUUUCCUUAAUAUUUGACUUUUUGCUUGCUCAGGAAGCAGGAAUUGCUGAUCUUCAGCCACUUGCUUUGAGCACUGUCUCCAUCUGACACAACAGCAGAAACAGAGGCACAGGGGGUGGCUGACAGGGGCCAGUGUUUGUGGCCUGCAUGGGAUCCCUCUGACUGACUGGGGAUGGAGCCUGGAUUAGCCAGAGAUUAGCUGGAUUUUCCAGCUCCCAUCCUUGUGAGUUUAUGCUAAGACUAUCAAAAGGAAGGUGGGAGGGGGAAUGGCUUGGCAUGCCUGCUUUCUUGUGGUCAGCAUUCAGCACUGCAGAUUGGCUCUGGGGUCUGCCGGGGAUGAGCAUCCACCUCCUGACAACUGCGUCCCUUUGGAAUGUCUGGAGUUAAAGAUUUCCAUCCUUUGGACUCCCAGCACGGACUGUGGGGCUGGAACAGACUCUGGAUGUGCUUUCUGCUGGGAGGCUGAGGGCUGCAGCAGCACAGGGGAUCCUGUUGCUGUACCCAGCCGGGCAGGGCAGAGCCCAAGCCCCCUGUGCCCCAAAACAUGUCCCUGCUGCAGGCAGGCUGUGCCUGCGGGCUCUGAGGGACACCAAGCAGCAGAGAGGAACAAUGAGUGCCUCUGAGAGCAGCCACAAAGCCAAAGCAGCCCAGUGUGCUGCAGGACAGAGGGGCUGUGACAAAGCAGCCUCACCAGGGAGAAACCCUGCCAAGGCUGCCCAGGGCACAAUCAACAAACCCUCCCCAGCUGGAAGAUGGGGUGGAAAAGGGGGUAAA
Molecule: messenger RNA, 1764 nt
Organism: Passer montanus (Eurasian tree sparrow)
Lineage: Eukaryota; Metazoa; Chordata; Aves; Passeriformes; Passeridae
Exons: 2
Coding region: 29-736 (235 amino acids)
Source: RefSeq, a predicted model, not a curated record